Guyanagaster necrorhizus is the source of this 1362-nucleotide messenger RNA. RefSeq lists its product as uncharacterized. Lineage: Eukaryota; Fungi; Basidiomycota; Agaricomycetes; Agaricales; Physalacriaceae. Bases 1 to 1362 code for a protein of 453 amino acids. The transcript is spliced from 10 exons. Gene Ontology annotation, biological process: detection of visible light; regulation of DNA-templated transcription. The record is from RefSeq and is a predicted model, not a curated record.
AUGUCUAUUUCUAUCAUGGCGUUCGGUGCUAUGUGGGGUUUAGUGACAUGUCAUUCAUGCGGCACACGUGGAAUGCGUGUAUCACUUCCCACUCGAGGGAUGCUCAAGCUUCUCAGCCAGUCCAUAUCUAGAAACAUCGAACGCCUAAGCUAUGCUCAACGAUUGCAUACUCGGAAACUUAUAAACACAAUGACUUUAGAGAACCAUCCCACGGGUUACAUCAUAUCGGACUUCGACGGUUUGCUCAGUUUGCUUGAUGCUGACUUUGGCAUCUUGGUCAUCGGUGACGGUGCGAAGAUCCUAGGCCCCACUGAACACGGACAAGAAAUCUUGACCUUGACCUUGGCGGAGUAUCUCAGACUGAAGCAUUUCGGAACCAUUCAAGUAUCACCAGCGGUAACUACUGACCAUCCUGACCUUAAAAUGUCUAUCGGUCUCGAUGUAGUCGCGGGUCUCUUGUACGUUCCUCUGUCGAGUGGAGGCAAGGAUUUCAUUGCGAUCCUACGAAAAGGACAACCGCGCGAUGUUCAUUGGGCUGGGAAACCGUUCAAAGGAGACGGAUCAAACGCAAUGUUAGAUCCAAGAAAAUCUUUCAAGAUUUGGUCAGAGACUGUCGCUGGAAGAUGUAGAGCAUGGACGGAUGAACAGCUAGAGACCGCGGGUGUGCUAGCCUUGAAAUUCAUCGAGGUGUGGAGGCAGAAGGAGAGCGCGUUGCAGACCACUAGGGUGACAAACUUGCUGUUGUCGAAUGCUUUACACGAAGGAAGUGAUCUCACGAGACUGGAAAGCGGCUACGAGACAUCUUUCAACGAGCCCUUCGAUUUACCUGCAGUCGUCGAGGAGGCGAUCAGUUGUCCCAAAGAAGUUGUCGGUAACGCUAGGAAGAUUCAAGCUGUGGUCCAGAACCUCACGGCAAACGCUUGUAUUCCAAUCUUCACACGCUUCUCUCAUUUUGGUGCGGCAAUUAAAUACCCAACAGAAGGGUCCAUCACAGUAUGCUGUGUACCUCUGCAAGAACCUGUCGGCCUGCGCAACUCCCAACAGACGGCAGUGAAGAUUGUGGUAGCCGAUACAGGAGUGGCAUACAGCAAGAACGGCUUGAAAGCAUAUUUCGGAUUCGAACAAGUGGAGUCAUAUGAACCCAAGACUAGCACAGAUGCUGGCGGCUGGGUCUGGGCAGUAGUCGCCCGUAUCGUUGAACAGCUGGGCGGACAGCUUCGUGUAGAUUCUCGGGUCGAACAAGGCAGCCGUUUCUUCAUCCUCAUCCCGCUUUCUCUUCCCACAGAAGGAGAGGAUCUCAUGUCGAGUUCUUCUCCAGCAUCUUCUUCCGAUUCGUAUUCGUUCCCCCCCUCCCAGCAUUAA